Xenia sp. Carnegie-2017 is the source of this 1023-nucleotide messenger RNA. Its product is annotated as vacuolar protein sorting-associated protein 13-like. The transcript is spliced from 8 exons. NCBI's taxonomy places the organism in Eukaryota, Metazoa, Cnidaria, Anthozoa, Malacalcyonacea, Xeniidae. The coding region runs from base 1 to 1023 and encodes 340 amino acids. The record is from RefSeq and is a predicted model, not a curated record.
AUGGUUGUGAUACUUCUCCGUAGUCUUUCUCCAUGGUGUAACGAUAUCCCGGAUAUUGACGUCACAGCCAAACUUCAUGCUUUUAAAAUUGAUAUCGGAACAGAUGAUGUAAAGACUGUACUGGAUAUUACAUCACAAAACUUGACGGAAGGAUCUGAUCUGAUUGAUUUUGUAGACGACACGGAUUCAAGUUUCGUAUCAUCUUUGUCAGUUUUUAAUGAUUCAGAUGUAGUUGCAGUUUUGAAUGAAGAUUACAAAACAUGGGUUUCUGUGAAAUUUCAGUUCAACAUUGAAAAAAUUACAACAAGAUAUUAUCAAAAUAUUCAGCCUCUGGUCUUAGGCAACGUUUCAACAUUGGAUCAUGCAAAGAGCGAUAUUAUUGGUUCUUCGUCAUUAGAUUAUCUGAAUGCGAUUGGCUCGUUGCUUGCUAAUGGAGCAAUGGAAACGUCAGUUGUUAUAAGGAUGAUAACAUUGAAGGAUAAAAGACCCACUCAUGAGAAAGGAGUCACAACGAUGAUAGAAAAACGAUAUGAUGAAAAGGACGAGCAGUCUAAUGAAUUAAAUAUGAUCGAUGUAAAGUUUACACAGACGAAAGAAUUAGAAAAGGAAGUCAACAUUCUUGUGAACAGCAUUUCGCUUAUUGUGAACGUCGAAUUUUUAUUGCUUCUUUCACGUGUGUUUACUGACUCGUUUGAUGAAAAUGCUCAUAAAGACGUAGAGAGUAAAGCUAUUGCCGAGGCAAAAAUCCUAUCGACAGAGCUUGCUAUCCCGUCAACAGGGACACCAAAUGUCGUUAAUAAUAGCUCAUCGCUUGAAGUAAAGUUACAUGUUAAAAAACCAGAGAUCUAUUUCUUGGCUGAUGCGAAAUUGGCUAAUACCAACACUCUUAUUGUGAAGAACAAUUUGGAUGUCACUUUAACAACUGUGGAUAAGAAAAUUUGUUUUCAGACCAACUUGCGAGAUAUUCAUGUUGUAACAGCUUCUUUUGAGAAAAGUCGCCGUGAUAUUCUCAAGCUGAUGUAA